AUGUGGUCCAACUUCUUUGUACAGCAGAAUGAGGAGGGUCGCAUGGGGGUGGCGGGGGCUGGACAAGGUGGGGGUUUGGUUGGAAUGAAAGGUGGUAGGGCACAGAGGCGAACCCACAAGAUGAGUGACAGCAAGGAGGGGAAGAUCAAGCUGGCCUUCUUCGUGUCCAUCAUUGGUGUGACCCUGACGGUAUUGGGCACGGGGACAGAGUUUUGGGUGGAGCUGGCCCAACCAAAGAAUUUCAGUAGCAACCAGACCUGCCAGAUGGCCCACUAUGGCCUGUGGAAGGGCUGCAUCCGCACCCUAUGGGUGGCUGACAUAGACCCAGAGAGGACAAGCUGUGGCCCUGCUGAACUACCUGGAGAAUCCAACUGCACCUACUUCAAAUUCUUCACCUCUGGGGAGAAUGCAGUCAUAUUCCAGAAGACGACUAACAAGAAUCUGAAUCUAGCAGCAGCUAUCUUGGCCCUUUUGAGUCUGACCAUGAUGGCCAUGGGCUCCAUCUGUAUCGCCAUGUCCCUGAGCCAAGGAGUGCCCUUCUUUCUCAAGCCAGCCUCCUUCUGUUUCAUCCUAUCAGGUGUAUUGAUCCUUCUUUCUAUCCUGAUAUUCCACCAGUCUGUGCUGGCGUUGCUGUCCAGUAACCACUCCAUACCUUUAUACCAUGAGCUGUCCUGGUCAGUGGCCUGUGUGGGCUCAGCGGGUGCGACUCUUAUUUUCGGAGGUUUCCUCUUCACCAUCCUCUCUCUUCCUUUCAGCCCCUGGCAGAAAUGCUUGUCACACAAGAAUAGCGCCUCCUAGCACUUGAAUGGUGAAACAUAUGUAUAGUGUUCUUGAUGUUUUGCUUGAGGGCAAAUGAAGUAUAAAAGCCCAUUUCCUGAGGGCUGCAACUUUGAGCUUGCUCUUGACAUUUAAUUUAUCACAGAGAUCAAAGUAGGUCUUAAUCAAAUGUGAAGAAAAGUCAUUAGCGAGACAGUAGAUGAACUGGUUAGAAAAUAGAUGGCGGGAGUGGCUUGUUAGCUCUUUCUGCUAGCAUAAGUACAGUGAAUAAUUUUUUUAAAAAAAUCCUCAGACUCUUUAAUAUGAAAAGUAAUCUUUGUCAAGAAAAUUAGAUGAAACAUGAAAAGUUAGUAACCAGUCCUUCAAAUUAAAUGGCAAAAUCCGCUGUUUGUCCACACCCCCUAGAGUGAAACAUAGCAGCGUUUUGGGUUAUGUUGACAGGAUGACAUAAUUCGUCUGUGUCUUUCAAAACUGCUACAGAUCACAGUUCAAGAAUAAAUCUGUUUUAUGAUUUCACAAUGCUGUGGUUAAAGUUUGGUUAGUCUUAGGCACAAAAAUGACUUUGUUUACAGAACAAUCGGAUGGUUUCAGGUUAAAAUAAACACCUUGUUAAGGUUAGAGAAACACUGCGGUUCGGGUUAAAAUGAUUACUUUUUUAAGGUUUGGGACCUUCAUCAGCAUGGCUACAAUUAGAUAAUGAUCAUAGUCAUGGUUAAAAAAAACCUGUUGACUGUUGCCUGGAAACGGGGAACAGACAGAGACCUCCGGUGAUAAAGUCCGAUGUGUGGUUGACCACCCAUCCACUCCUUUGUUGCUCUGUAAAAUUGCCGGCCAACUUCCUCCUCUGCUCCCGUCAUAAUUACUACGGCUGCUAGAGGGCCUGGUAACCUGAACGUAAAUAUGUCGGUCAAAAAUUUGACUCAAUAUCUUAUCAUUUUUAUUUACUGAGUAUUUUUAUUUUUGUCAUGCAAAACUUUCCAUCUGUUUUUUUUUCUCUCAGACAGAAAUGGCCCUCCAUAGGUUAAAAUUCCUUAAGCAACAUCAGAAAGUAUCACCAUCAGUGUAGCAACAAAUAGUUUCCUUUCGAUAAUGUUGGCAAUCAGUACGGAGGAUGUCCUGAUUACUUUCAAAGAAGUUGCUUGUCGUAUCUGCUACAUGUUGCCUUAUGAAUAGAGUCAAUGACUGUCGUUAAUAUUCUAUCAGUAGGUCCGACAGAGCUUUGUAACACUUAACAAUUGAUGAACAAGAGGCUUUGGUUGUCAUUUUUAUUACUUGUGUAUUGGGGUUAAUGCUCCAUCAGUAUAUGAAUGUAAGAUGAAUGA
Messenger RNA from Xiphias gladius (swordfish), 2099 nucleotides. It is a transcript of the gene cacng6b, whose product is annotated as calcium channel, voltage-dependent, gamma subunit 6b. The record is from RefSeq and is a predicted model, not a curated record. The coding region runs from base 1 to 798 and encodes 265 amino acids. Gene Ontology annotation, molecular function: calcium channel regulator activity; voltage-gated calcium channel activity. Lineage: Eukaryota; Metazoa; Chordata; Actinopteri; Istiophoriformes; Xiphiidae. Gene Ontology annotation, biological process: regulation of calcium ion transmembrane transport via high voltage-gated calcium channel; calcium ion transmembrane transport. The transcript is spliced from 4 exons. Gene Ontology annotation, cellular component: membrane; L-type voltage-gated calcium channel complex.